Molecule: messenger RNA, 360 nt
Organism: Rotaria socialis
Lineage: Eukaryota; Metazoa; Rotifera; Eurotatoria; Philodinida; Philodinidae
Source: the annotation of a GenBank genome assembly
AUGUUCCGCUCACUUUUAACAUUCACAUUGAUGAAGAAGAGAGAAAUGGCGCAUCAUGAUUCUAAUCGCCAGGGGACUACGAAGCCUGAAACAAGUAAUAGUGACUCUCGUAAAGCUGACAAUAAUGAACUCGAUAACGAUGAUAGACAGCCAUCACGGACCAAUUUGGUGCAUCGACUCAGUGUGGCACUUGACGAUGAGCUUGCAAACAAUUUAGGUCACGAUCAAGAUCAACAGGCUAGACGAGUAGUUGAGCGUAGAAAAACGUUCAGUGUUCAUCAUCUCAAGGAGCUGUUCGAAAAUGAGUUUGGAGCGAGAUUGGUCGAUUAUGGACAAACAACGGCAUCAAUUGUCAGGUAA